AGCCAUCUGCAACUUAAGCUCUCUACAACACCAUCCCCUAGCACUACAGGUCUGUAUCACACACAAAAGAAAGGAAGCCAUGGGCGUGGACAUUGACAUUGACAUCCUAUUUGAGGCUUUGUCGGCCGUCCUCGGGGUGACGGUUCGUCCCAAAUCCUGCGCGCCGCCAGAGGUCGUGCAGAGUUACUGCCCGUUGCACCCGCACCCCGACGUCCUGUCCGUCAACGACUUCCUGUCGGCCGUCUGGUUCGACGACGAGUUCUGGCAGGACGUGCAGGAGCGCAAGACGGGCGUCCGUAGCCGGCCUAGUCUCCGCAAUGACCUCUUCAUCAUGGACGACGAUUUCUUCGAUCCACGCUUUGACUGCGACUUUACCAACGUGAAGGACAGUGGCACGUACACAAGGGGCGGAGAAAUCUACAAGCGGCCCUAUGGGUGGAAGAGAUUCGCCCUCAAGGUGCUCAAUAAAUACCCUGAUGGCAACGCCUGGCUUGGGUCAAAAGGCUACCGGCACGGUUCCGACCCACACGAGUGGCCCGUGUCCUACCACGGCACCAGCAAGCAGGGCGCGGAGGGCAUCAUUGGCAGCAACUACAAGGCCGGCAGCGGGGCGGUGUACGGCCGCGGCAUCUACUCCACGCCAGACAUCACAGUCACAGAGAGAGACGGCUACGCCAAGAAGUUCACGUCCAAGAAAAAUGGCAAGACAUACAAGGUGUGCCUGCAGAAUCGCAUCAACCCCAAAGUGAGGAAGAUCACCUCACGCUCAGAGUACUGGCUGGUACCCGUGCCUAAUGGCACCCCCCCUGACCAGGAGAGAAAGAUCGUCAUGGCUGCCAUCCGGCCGUAUAACCUGCUUCUGAAGGAGGUGUGAUGAAGGAUACAAGGAUACAAGAGUGUUUAUGUCUUAUAUACUUAGAGACACUUGCACGUCAAAUGAAAUGGAUGUGCAGAAUAAAGGUGUGUGUGUUUGUGUGUGUGUGUGUGUGUGUGUGUGUGUGUGUGUGUGUGUGUGUGUGUGUGUGUGUGUGUGUGUGUGUGUGUGUGUGUGUGUGUGUUCAGUCCAAUCAUUAGGAGUUCAAUAAAUGAAUGGCUUGAGGAAAGAAACUCCUUCUCUGUCUCUCUGUACUUGCCCUAUGACAGCAAAGUCACCUGCCAGAUCUUAAUUUUCGGAAAAGUCCAUAUCCUUGGUGUGACUGGUCUUUGAGAAUUUUAUGGGACCUAGAUUUUACUCCCUUAGAUGGCCUUCACGGCAGGCUGAGGUGCAUGAAUACAGCGCUCAGCAGAGCGCACUACUCUUUGUAAUUCAUUACAUUUGUGCAAAAAGUAUAGCCGCUGCCUGGAUUUCUUUAUAAUGUCUUGUGGGAUUUUUGUCCAUGUUAAAGGAGAACUUUAGCCAAUUUCAAUAUGCUGUUGUAUUGUUCCCGCUACCCUUGACUUGUCAGUACCUGGUGAUGCUGCAUUUUUCGGCUCAGCCCUUUCUGAGAUUUGAGCUAUUCUAAUGGGGGGAGACUUUGUUUACAUUACAACCUUCACAUAGGCCUACUCAAAAUAUUAUCCCAAAAAGUAUCGCUCUUUGCCAGUUGUCUACUGAUGUUGCAUAACCUUUUGGAUGUUAUUGUGAAUAAAUCAAGAUGUUUUUUUGUUUUAAAUAAAUGUAAACAUACUCUGUCCCCAUUACAAUGACCAGGAUCUCAAAAAAGGCUGAAAAAGAAACAAAAAAAUAUCAGGUACUGACAAGUCCAGGGUAGUGUGAGCAUGUCGAAAUUGGCAGAAGUUAUCCUUUUAGUCACUUUGAAGGGUUAGCUUUAAAUAUCAGUCUUCACUAUCGUGAUUCUUUUCCUUUCUGAUGGACUGCUUUUGCUUUUGCUUUUGCAUGUCUCGUAUUGCUUAAUUAAAGCUGAUUGUGCCUUGUACACGGGGAGUAAGGCAAUUUUCUCCACCAACCAAG
Molecule: messenger RNA, 1951 nt
Organism: Engraulis encrasicolus (European anchovy)
Lineage: Eukaryota; Metazoa; Chordata; Actinopteri; Clupeiformes; Engraulidae
Exons: 5
Coding region: 80-874 (264 amino acids)
Source: RefSeq, a predicted model, not a curated record